Pleuronectes platessa (European plaice) is the source of this 8857-nucleotide messenger RNA. It is a transcript of the gene tmem200b, whose product is annotated as transmembrane protein 200B. The transcript is spliced from 2 exons. The record is from RefSeq and is a predicted model, not a curated record. Lineage: Eukaryota; Metazoa; Chordata; Actinopteri; Pleuronectiformes; Pleuronectidae. The coding region runs from base 3574 to 4824 and encodes 416 amino acids.
UCAUCUUCCCAAUGAUCAUUCUAAUUCAUAUUGCAUGAAGAGGUUUUAUUUUUGUUCAGCUUCAUGUUGCCUUUGCAUCACAGAUGGUCCCACCCCUCCACACCCUGCAAGCUCAUCAUAUACUCCCCAGUGUCUGUACACAUCAUCAAGCACAACUUGUGGCUUCCAAGGAGUGAUGUGCUUCCUUUGCUGGUUGGAACACAGCAGGCGAACAGUGUGAUGUGUCUAUGACACACUUAAGGCAUGCGUCCUGUGUCAGGCACGACACUGAGGCUUUUGCAGCUCACACUGCUCUCUGGUGAAUCUGGUUACUGCCGUGUUAUUAAAUCAUAUCACAGUGAACCUGGAUGUCUGAGCACCUUCUGCUUCAGUUCUGUAUCCGCACGAAGACGCAGUCCUGCUGCAUUUUGCAGAGUUUACCAAUAGAAACAUGUGUCAGAAAUGGUGAAUGCGGUUCACUAUGAAUUAGUAAAUUCAUCUGCAAUCCAACAGACCACAGUCUAUAAUAAUGUAAUAAGAGACCUGUCUGAUGUGUGUUUUAGAGCAGAUUUCCGAUCGUCGUCUAAUAUCUUAAAUGUUCAAAACAUUUGCCUGAAUAACAUGCAAUGUAGGAUUUGGGGUUCCCUUUCACUUGGUUAAUCUGCCAAAUACUUUUGCUAACAUUGUGAAAAAUGUGAGUCAUAAUUUCCCAGAACCCAAGGUGACAUAUUUACCCUGGAGUUUUGGGACUUAUUCUAUCCAACCAGAGAUAUUCUAUUCAUUAUUAUAGAUGUUAAUGCAGGGGAAACUGGAACCACUGGGUAUUUGACAUUAAAAAGUCAUACACAGUUAAUAACAUAGGUAAGGUUUGCUGUUAAAUUGUCUGAUAAUCAAAUAAUAAACCAACUGACAAAUAGUUUCAGCUAUGAAACACACAUAAAUAUUAAAUAAUAAAUAAACAUGAUUCAGACCAGGAAAGGAGUAUCAAAGUAUCGGUUUUGAUGUUGUACUGGAUAUAAUUCAGUUUGUGUUGAAAAGAUACUGAAAUGCUGCUUACAACCAUAUUAGCAAAAGGUUCAUGGAAGUCCUUUUCUAUUGUCAAGGACAUGUAGGAAACUCGGAGUCCAUGCUGAGCAAGUCUGUGUUAUUUAAUUUAAACAUGAAAAUUCAUCCCUGAAUAGUAGUUUGACAAAAUAAUCAUAACUUGAUCUUUGCAUGCUUGUAUCAGGAACCUUUGGCUGAAUGUCAUGACCUUCAUCAUCAGCAGAGGGAGUUUGCUAAGGUGUUAUGUAACCAGGGGUCAAGAUCUAGUAGCGAAAUGUGGUUUUACACUCUGGAAAAAGCCUGGAACAUGGAACAUGAGUUGGGAUUAUUUUGUCAAACUUUAAUUUUUAAAGAGAUACUAUAGUACUCUGUACUAGAUAGUAUAAUUCUGUAAGGAUGAGAGAAAUCUGCAGCAGAGCAGAUUACUCCCCAUGAGAUGCUCCAAGCUGAGAAACAAAUGCAUGUUUUUUAAUCGCCAUCGAACACUAUCGUUUCUGUGAUCAGACUUUACCAUGCAAGCCACUCAUAAUGUCUGGGGAAAUACUUAGUAUGUGCAGGUUAAGUUCUUAGGCUUGUUUAACUUGCAGCUUCAUUUGUUGAGUGUUUAGCCAGUGUCAUCUGAAAAAUGAGAGAGACCAUUCCCAGGCAAGUUGGAAGCACAACUUAACCCACUAAACCUGUGACAGGAGAAGACAGCAGCUGGAGAAAGGCCAGGGGGUUAGAGGGAGAACCUUCUUGCUGUGAGGUGCAGGUUGAACAAGGAUGUUUCUGUUUCCCUUUGCUGGAAAUGAUCUGUUACCAGGUAGCCAUUAGUAACUGACACAUGGCUGAAUGGCUGAAUUGAUAGACGGAAGGACAGACGGAUAGGAUAGAUAGGUAGAUGGUCGGAUAGGCUGUAUUUCAUCAAUUUGUGCAGAAUCCUCCUCAUCAGAAUGUCGGUGUCACUGUGGCUGUGAUGUUUGACUGCAGGAGGAAGAAAAGUAAUGACUUUCACGAAUGACACUUUCACAAAUCAAAAAAACGGUGAAGAGUUUAUCUUUGAAGCUUGAAUGCUGUGGAGUUGUGCUCCAUCAAACCUAAAGAAGCAAACGCAUAUUUGAGCACCCAGCCCCAUCUGUGCACAAUAAGAAGAAGUGACAAUGCUGUGAGGUGUCUGACAGUUGGCUUGGUGACAGCAUUUUACUCUCACUGUCAAAUGCUCAGGAUAUAUGGAACUGCAGUGGGAGUGUUAGAGGCUGUUUUUCAAUUUCAUUCUGCUUUUUUUAUAAUCAUGUGAGAGCUCUUCAAGCUCUUUAAAUUUACAAACUCCCUCAGACUUAGAAGGUUUGGAACAUGGUAAACAACCAUCGACUAAUGGGUGGCCAAAGUAAGCUAUGGCAAGACUAAAUAUGUCUGGAUUUAUAGACAUCCAUGUGUAAUAUCCAAUCUGUCGAGAUGUUAAAAGGGAUUACAUUUCAGAAAGGAAAUAUUUGAUAUACAGCCGACCGUAAAAUGUGUAUGUAUGCUUCUAUGUCAGUGUUGCAGAAACUACGCAAGUUAUCUGCUCUUUUCCAGUAAGACUAGAGGGUUUAGAAUUUGAUGACCUUCAAAAUCCAUUUCAAAUAUAUCUGACAUCCCUCUACUAAUUACAUAAUAAUAAUAAUAAUAAUUAUAAUAAUUAUAAUAAUUAUAAUAAUAUAUAAUUACAUUAAUUACUUGUAACAUAACCUUCUGUUAAAAAGUCUUAAGGAAUACAUGUUUAACAGACCAGAUUCCGUGACGUAGGUUUUCUUAAAAACUAUUCAAAGUGCUCUGAUAUCCAGUCAGAGCCAUUACACAGCUGCAAACAAACGCUCCCUAUCCACAGAGUCAAGAUACAACAAGAGAAACAAAGACCAAAAGGAAAUGAGCAAAAGAUCAUGCAGCGUUUUAAUCCAGGUUUUAGACAUUCGGCCAUUGGUAAGUUAUAAAUGUCACAGUUGCCACCUCAAUCUUGAUGUUUUGUAGCUUUAGAAAACAUUCUUAUCAUCAUUCAGAGAUGUUGGGGCUGGAUCUCUCUAAAGUGAAAGAUAUCAUUUUGUGGUAAUAAAGAUGUGCAGUGCAGGCUAAUAAUAUAUCUGUUUGUAAGCGACUUCUUGCAUUAGAGGCACAGACUCCCCCUCAGUAAAGAUAUUGUCCAGCUUGUGCUCUCAAGCUCCUCCUGUUUUACUCAUUGAAUAAUCAUCAAAAUACUUUUCUUGUACUGCUACUGGUACCGCCACCAGUGGCCAAAGGUCAGAAAUGUUCAAACUAUGGUCAAACAUAGUGGCUUCAAAUUUGGUCAUACCUCUCCAUUAAUUAAUACUUUUAAAUAGCAUGUACUUGUAAUCAUGCCAUGAUUCACCUACAUAUCACAUUUUUGUGAUCUACUAAAGUGAUAUUUAAAAAGUACAGCUGACUGAUGUAUUGUGCACAUUUAAUUAAUGGAUGCAUAUACACUGCUAUAGCUGCAUUCACCCUUAACAUAUCCUCACUCCUCAAGUCCUCUGACAGGGUGUGACCUGGAGUGAGAGUUCCUGACUGACCUGUGCUAUGAUGUCCCAGAAGGCCGGAGGUGUCAAGCCAACUUCCCCAUCUGGGCGGCGGAAGUUUCGCUUCACCUUAUGUGGCAGAAAGAAAAAAGAUAGGGUGAUCCGAGGCAAGCUUCGAAUCCGUUCCCUGCCUGGAGCCUUCCUGGUGCUGGGGGUCAUUGUAGUGGUUGUCGGAACUGCCCUGGCUGUGGCGGGUUACUGGCCCUACAGGAUAUCAAGAUCAUCCAUCCUGGGAGCAACAGAUGGUGAAAGCAUCUCUGAGUCACAGACUUCAGGAUGGAGUCUGGGAGCUAAGGGUCUCAUGUCCACAGCCAGCCUCAUCCACAAUGAACGGAUGAAGCUGUUGGGGCCUGUCAUCAUGGGGGUUGGACUCUUCAUCCUCAUAUGUGCCAACACGGUCCUGUAUGAGAACAGGGACAGAGAGACUAAGAUGCUGCUGUCCCAGAUGCGGAGUGUUAUCUGCUCUGUGUCUGCAGCUGUGCCCUCAGCCGACCUUCAAGAAAUAGCAGCAGCCAACUCAAUGACGAAACAUUACCAGUGGGUGAGCAGUUUGCCAGCUGCCCAUCUCAACAUCCUCUGUCUGCAGCAGCUGGCCAGCUCUGAGCCCCUGCUCCAGACCAGACAUCCCAGAGAACUUGAGGACAGCGUGGAGGGCAUCUACCAGCAAGCUGUUCUCCAGACAGAAGCCCUCCACCACCAGGAAUCAGAGCCGCCGCCUUCCUUCCAGUACUCCCACUCCAACUCAUAUAAUUCCAGUCAGACACACUUAAACAUACAGUCUGGUGCUGAGCAGAGAGGCAACUUCAAUGUACCGGCUUCCCCACUUGUCAAGCUCAGCAACUGCCUGGUGUCUGCUAGUUCCAUGUCCACCCUGGGUGUGGACGAGGUGGAUAUUCCAGCUGCCCAGCCGAGGCGUUGCCAUAGUAUGAGCUACAGGACUAACCCUCAUAUAGCCCAAGCUGGUGUGCGCAUCCAGGAAAGUCUCCACACACCCAGAGAGGAGGGUCAAUUAAACCAGCCUGUAGCCUUGAUGGGAGAGGCUGGUUCACAGGUUUGUGUGAACAUCCUGGGACAUGUUGUUGAUGCUGUGGAGGAGCAGACUCACCAAAGCUGGCCUCGUUUAGACCUGGGUAUUGGCAGGCGAUACCUGAAGCUAGAGAACAAAGAGGACUCAGUAGACAAGCUGCUGGACCAGUUAGAGCAGCAGUGUUCACAGUGGGAUAGGAGCUUUGGCUCUGGACCUUUUCAGUGAUGGAGUAAUCAUAUUUUACCCUGGAUUCAGACAUUGCACCGUUUGUUUUUAAAUUCUGCGUGAGGCAGAGAGAAACUGAGCCCUGGACCGUUUGGAGUAUUUCCCACGAGGAUUAUCCAAAACAUGAGCAUGUUCUUAUUCUUCCGUGGAACACAGAGUAUAUUUUUUGUUUGGCUGAAUGUGGCAGAUGUUUAUAGAAUUGAAGGACAUGAGCAAUAUACAGAUCCUACAGGCUGUAAAGACUUUUUACUUGAGUUUGGGUUGCCAGCAAAGCAAUGAACUUAUAUAUUGAUGCCGAAAUGUGUUUGCCAGUUUCCAGGACACAAUGUGCACAACCAAAUGAAGAAGUGAUAUACAGUAAGGAUGUCAAUUUAUGGAGGAUUGUUUUCACUGUGCAAUCAUUUUUUAACCAAACUACCUGGACCCCUGAGCCCAUAAAGUGCUGACAGCUCUUAAUAAAUACGAGUAGUAUUUGAAAAAAGGGACCUUUCCUCAGCUGAGGUCCCAUACUCCAAAUGCAAUGCAUGGCAGCGAUGUACAGUAUGUUACAUCUUAAUAAUUAUGCAGAAUAAUGUCAUUGUUGGUUUUUAAGUCUAUAAGAAGUAAUGAUCAUGAAAGGGUGAUUCUGGUUUAUUAAUGUUUGGGUCUAAUUGUCUUAUGUUUGGCUGUUAUUCAUACAGAAUCAGGUGAGAUAACAUUGAAGUCACCAGAGCUGCUCUGAGACAUGCAAUGAUCUCUGGAGAACCUCCUUACAUCUCUGAACGGGCACUAUGUGUGAAUGCAAAUUUCAGAGUGAGAGCCUCCGGACAGUCUGCAGACUUUCUCCUUCCAGUCUCCUCGUAAAAGACAGUAGAAUGUCUGAAGCAGCCAAUAUGAGAACAUAGCAGGAGAUCCUCUGUGGUAUUUUUCAAGCGAGUGGGCGUGUUGAUAUUUCCAACACGUGACAGACACAAAAGAAAAAAAACUAAAGGUAAACAAAUAUCUCAGGAUAAAAAAGCGGUGCCAUACACGUAGAAGACACAGACGAAGAUGUUGAGAGCUUUUGGUGAUUAAGGUGUCGACAAAACAUGUUAUCUCUGCAGUGUAAUUCUUAUUUUACAUCCUGUCUUUGCCUGCUGCACCACCCCUCACCUGAACACUCUGAAGAUUUCUGUGUUGUUGUGAAUGUGAGAAUCUCCUGCUGUGUUGUUCAUGUGUGAAUGAGAUUGUCUGGACCCACUUUUGCAGACUCCUCCAGAUGACAUGUCUGAAACUGGCUCAAGUGAAUUGCUGAUGCCCGGGAACAUGAUUACAUUGUCUAUCUCUUAACUGUGAUGACUGUUUUCAUGGACUCUUUGGAUAAUAAUAAUGCAGUCUUCUUAUGGGCAAAUUGUCAUUGCCAUGGGCCCAGGCAUUAUUUUCAGGUGCAUAUCUGUCAUUCAUGUAAUAACAGUUCAAUUGUUUUGUCUAUGAGUGUUUCCUCUGUCAGGUAACAACAUUGUCCCGUUCUGUUCAGAAUCUUUUCAGCAGAAAAUAACAUUUAAUAUAGUUUGCAACACACUAUUGUUCUUAUAAAAUACGUUUUCAACAACUAUAACUUCCUACGCAGGCUUUCUUAAAUGAAUCUGCUUUAUAAACCUAAUAGAUACAAAUAUUGACAUUUUAUAUAAAAUAUUAAUUUAAGGCAAAUAAAUAAUAUUGUUAAUGGUGAAUGGUUUUGUAUUAUAUAGCGCUUUUCUAGUCUUGAUGACAACUCAAAGCGCUUUACAGUACAGUUUUACAUUCACUGUACUGUAAAGCGAAUUUCAACAAGCACUGAAAAUAUCAUAAUAGCUAUAUAUUAUUGUAUACUAAAAACUAUACUAUAUUUACAUAAUGCAAAUAAAUAGUGGGACUUCUGUGGCAUGUACUACGAAUCAGGAUUUCACUUAUUCAGGUUCAGUCCUACGAAGCUCGUUUAAUUCUUAUGAGAGUAAAUCACCAUGGUAACUUAUACUGAGCGGCCAAACUGCUCUGAAGCAGGUUAAUUUGGAAAUAAGAGAUCAAGCAGAAAAAGUCCUCGCCCACUGACCAAUCAAUUACUUGAAACACUUGACAUCACUGUUCUUGGGGGAUCCCAUGGAGCAAAUAAAAAAACAGGAUCGCGUGGAGGUCGGUGUGCGGAUUGUUGGAGAGUUUCUGAGGGGGACAAGGGUCUUCAGAGACCGGAAAUAUCCUUUCUUUAUGAAAGAUAUAGUUUCUCAUCAGAAGGAAUGAUAAACCUUUGUCAGCUGCUGGAGACAAACAUAACCAACCGGACACCUAGCAAUCAGAAUCAGAAUCAGAAUCAGAAUCAGUAUUAUUUUUAUUUCUAUGUAUAUUUGCACAUACAGGAAAUUGCCUUGGUGUUGUUGGUGCACUGUACAAACUACUAUAUAUAAACAACACAACAAUGUGCUCACAGUACCACAUACUGUCUGCAUUGAUUAACAUUUCUUUACUUGUGGGAGUUAUUGAUAUUGAUGUACUGGGUGUGUUAGCAGUGGGAUAAUCCAUCAUAGUUUUACAUUUAUGUCCUUCCCUUUAAGUUUAUCCUAUGAAAUAAGUGUGUCAAGUUAAGAUUCUUAGCCAGCUUCUCUCCAUGCAUUUAGCAAUUGUGACUUUGUUUCUUUUAGUCUGUAUAACUCCUCAUAUUUUUCUAAUAUCACAGCCUGGGUGGACUUAAUGAGUUGAAACCAUCUUCGUGUGGCGGCUUAGACUGACAGGAUUUUGUUAAAUUAAAUCAAGACAGAUUACGAAAAGAUAUCCAGGGUAUGUUGAGCUCGCUUCGUAGUACAGGCCUCAGGUCCGGCCAUCAAUUUUAUUUGGUAGCACAGACAGAUUACUGCAAACGCAAACAGGGUUACCCAAUUAGUUAACUGAACGGACUUAUCUUAUGACUUCAUUUUAGUGACAUCCCAGAGCUCUGAUACUGAUGAACUUUAACAUUACAGUGUUAUAAUUGCUAUAAGGAAGCAUGGUUAAAACAUGAAAGAAGUCAAAGCAGAUAAAAUAAUGACAGCGAAUUUCUCUUUGUUGUUUCCAAUAUUAGUUUGUAAUGAAGACAGGGACAUGUCCCCUGUGUCUUCUUCAGCAAUUCUUCUUUCACAAUGCACUCACCAUUUAUGAGGAUGCCAUGCUCACACACAUCAAUCCCCACCCCCACGCUCCCCAACCUUUGAUCAAAUGGACAGAAUGGAUUGUGCAGACGAGGCUUGCCUGCAGAUCAGUUUUCUUGCAUACAGCUGAGUGUGUGCUAAAGACUCUGUUUAGCCCUGGUAUUAUAAUGUGUUUCCACAUGUCUCCAGUGACACUUGCCUGUUCGCUAUGCAAAUACAUACAAUUAAGCAAAGACCAAAUAUAUUAAAAUAUGAUUUUAACAUGUUGGAAGCAGCAAUGCACUUUCUGUGCCGAGUGUGCGUGAAAUUGAAAAGAAGAAGAGAUCAAGAUAGUAUAGACAAGUGGCCCAAGAUGUUUGACAAGCUUGUUAUACAUGCUUAUGGGCUUCUUUUUUAUUCAGACAUCAUGGCCAGCGCCUGUAUGUUUUCGUUCCUCUGCAUACACAGUGGAAAGACACCAGCGGAAGAGAUGGCCUGUUAAUGUGGCCGAGGGCACCUUCAUGUUCAGACUGCUAAAAGAAUAAAGCCACGUGUCUCAGACCAUCUUGGUUGUGUUAACUACUGCACUUAGAGCUGUCCUCUUGUAAUUGAAUCACCCAAGAUGCAUGUUAACGCUCUGUCUGAACAGCGCCAUAAAGGAAUGAGUAUAUAAAUCAGAGUCUCAUGCCCCCUACUCCUUUGCCCCGCUCCGUUUAUACACAAUGCUAAUGUGGAGAGGUGACUCCUCCUUGUUUGAAUCAACAGUCUUUUCUGGUUUUCUUUCUCUAUGUGCUGCCGGUUCUGUAUGCCAUGUGUGACACUUUGUGUUCUAAAUGUAUACCAAGCAAUAUCAUCUGUCUAAGAGAACAACCAAUGGCUGUGUCUUGCCCUGUGUCUACCACCAAAUGAAAACACGUUGCCAUGCCUUUGUUGCAAAU